This is a messenger RNA of Plasmopara halstedii, 3255 nucleotides long. RefSeq names its product leucine-trna ligase. The record is from RefSeq and is a predicted model, not a curated record. Lineage: Eukaryota; Oomycota; Peronosporomycetes; Peronosporales; Peronosporaceae. The transcript is spliced from 3 exons. Gene Ontology annotation, molecular function: aminoacyl-tRNA deacylase activity; ATP binding; leucine-tRNA ligase activity. Bases 1 to 3255 code for a protein of 1084 amino acids. Gene Ontology annotation, biological process: leucyl-tRNA aminoacylation.
AUGGAGAACGUGACGGUCAAGAUGGACGACGUCAAGCUAGAUGAAUGCGCUGUACCCGUUAAAAAGAUGGCGCGUCGUGAUCAUUUGAUCGAAAUUGAGCAUGAAAUUAUCAACAAAUGGGACGCUGAAAAGCUUUUCGAAUCGGACCCCGAUCCCAGCAAGCCAAAGUACAUGGUCUCGUUUCCCUACCCGUACAUGAAUGGCUAUCUGCACGUGGGCCACCUGUUUACGCUAUUGAAAGUCGAGUUUGCAGCGCGCUACCAUCGUCUCAAAGGUGAGAACGUCAUAUUCCCGUUUUCUUUCCAUUGCACUGGGAUGCCCAUUCAGGCUGCCGCCAACAAGCUUAAGCGUGAGCUCGAACAGUACGGAAAUCCACCAGAUUUCUCGCGCGAUCAUCGUGAAGAAGUCAAACCUAAGGAAAAUAACGAGAAUCUGUUAAAUAAGGCUCAUGGAAAGAAGUCCAAAGCUGCAGCCAAGACGGGUGGUGUUGUGCACCAGUACGACAUUCUAAAGAUGUCGCACAUUCCCGAGGAUGAAAUCCCCAAAUUUCAAGAUCCGUUGUACUGGCUUCAGUAUUUUCCACCGCAUGCCGUGGCAGAUCUCAAGCGCUUUGGUAUGAAUAUUGACUGGCGUCGCUCUUUCAUCACUACGGAUGUAAAUCCUUUUUACGAUGCCUUUGUCACCUGGCAGCUCAACAAACUCAAUGAACACAAGCGUAUUGUUCGUGGCAAACGUCCCAACGUCUUUUCGAUUAUUGAUGGACAGAGUUGUGCAGAUCACGACCGUGCGUCUGGAGAAGGAGUAGGCCCCCAGGAAUACACGCUCGCCAAGCUUUGCGUGCAAGAACCAUUGCCCGAAAAACUGUCAGCUCUAUCUGGCAAGAAGGUCUACUUGGCCGCAGCCACACUUCGUCCUGAAACGCUGUAUGGCCAAACCAACUGUUUUGUGCUUCCCGAAGGCGACUACGGUGCCUUCCUGAUUAAUGACAAUGACGUAUUCAUCAUGAGCCACCGUGCGGCACGAAACUUGGCACACCAAGAGUUUUCACGUGUUUGGGGAAAGGAAGAGUGUUUAAUCGAGUUGAAAGGCUGGGAUCUGCUUGGUCUGCCGCUUACCGCACCUAACGCACCAUACGACACAAUCUACACUCUGCCGCUGCUCACGAUCUCGAUGGGUAAAGGUACAGGUGUGGUGAUGAGUGUUCCGUCCGACUCACCCGAUGACUUUGCAGCAUUUCGGGACUUAAAGCAAAAACCAGCGCUACGUGAAAAGUUUGGCAUUGAGGAUCACAUGGUGUUACCGUACGAACCUGUUCCUAUUAUUGAGAUUCCCGGCUUUGGAGAAAUGGCGGCUGAAAAGGUCUGCAAUGACCUCAAGAUCGUCUCGCAGAAUGACAAGGAUAAAUUGGCGAAGGCUAAAGAACUUGUUUACCUUAAAGGUUUCUAUGAAGGUGUGCUUCUUGUAGGUUCGCAAAAGGGCCAGAAAGUGUGCGAUGCCAAGGCUGUGAUGCGCCAGGAGUUGUUAGAUGGAGGACACGCCAUUUCAUACUGGGAAACUGAAUCGCUGGUCAUGUCACGCAGUGGAGACGAGUGCGUCGUUGCGCAUCUGGACCAAUGGUACUUAACAUACGGUGCAGAAGACUGGAAGAAUCGAGUGUUGGACCAUAUUAGUGAUCCUGAGAAAUUUAACGCCUAUAAUCCGGUAGCAUUAGGCGAAUACAAGUCGACCCUUGGAUGGCUGAAGGAGUGGGCCCCUUGCCGUCAGUCUGGUCUUGGCACGCGUUUGCCGUGGGACCCUGACUUUGUUGUCGAGUCACUGACUGACUCGACAAUAUACCCGGCUUACUACACUAUUGCGCACCAUUUGCAAGCUAAUUUAGACGGCUCCAAGUUGGGACCACAUGGCAUUAAGCCUGAGCAGAUGACGAAAGAGGUUCUUGAUUACAUUUUCUUGAAGGGUUCCCCGCCGAGCAGCUCUACGAUUCCGCUUACUGUGCUUAAGCAGAUUCGCGACGAGUUUGAGUACUGGUAUCCCAUUGAUGUCCGCGCUUCUGGGAAGGAUUUGAUUCGCAAUCACCUGACAAUGUGUUUGUACAAUCACGUGGAGAUUUGGCGGGAUGAUCCAUCUAAGUGGCCGCGUGGCUUCUUUACGAACGGUCAUGUUCAAGUGGACGGCAAGAAAAUGUCGAAAUCAAUGGGCAAUUUCCUCACGCUUAAGGAUUGCGCUGUCGAGUUUGGUGCUGACGCUACCCGUUUCGCUUGCGCUGACGCCGGUGAUGGAAUGGAUGAUGCCAAUUAUGCACUUGACACGUGCCGCAUGGCUAUCUUGCGUCUAACUACUGAAGAAGAAUGGAUCAAACGUAUCUUGGUGGAAAAGGAUUUAUUACGCAAAGGUGAGCUUAACUUUAAUGAUAAGGUCUUUUUGAACCAGAUGAACAACCUGAUCAGAACGACGGCUUCAUUCUACGAGCGCCUCCAGUGGCGUGAAGGUCUCCACUCGGGAUUUUUUGAAUACCAAAUUGCCCGUGACUCGUACCGCGACAUUUGUGCUCGUAGCGAGGUGCCAAUGCACCAUGAUGUUAUCAUGCGAUUUAUUGAGUCACAGCUUGUUAUUUUAUCUCCAAUCUGUCCUCACUUUUGCGAGUACAUGUGGACAGCUAUUGGCAAACAAGGGUUUGUGUCGGUGGCUCCUUGGCCGAAGACUGAGGAAGUUGAUCAUGGGCUUUUGCGUGCUGGCGACUUUUUGAACAAGGUAACUCGAAGCUUUCGUGAGACUCUCACGAAGACUAGCAGCAAAAAGGGGAAGAAAAGUGCUGCACCGCUUGAGCCGGUCAAGAAGCCGACUCACGCCCACGUGUAUUUGACAUUGGAAUUUCCUGAAUGGCAGCAGAAAGUUCUUGUUUUUAUGGACGGUCUAUUUGAUGACUCUACGAAGCAGUUUUCUGCUGACUUUAUGAAGCAGCUUAAGAGUGAAUUGGCCAAGGACGAGUCGUUGAAAAAGUUAACGAAGAACGUGAUGCAGUUUGCUGCUUUUGUCAAGGCAGAGGCUGAAUUGCGUGGCCGUGAGGCUUUAGAAUUAAGGAUGCCAUACGAUCAACAGAGUGUACUCGCCUCCAACAAGUUAUACCUCUGCCGAUCGCUAGACCUACAGGACAUUGAGUUCUUCUACGUUGGUGAAAAGGUUGCAAAUGCGAACGAGAAGAGGAUGGAAACGGCGUCUCCAGGCAAGCCAGCCAUCUUCGUCUACGCCAAAUAA